This is a messenger RNA of Hydractinia symbiolongicarpus, 1488 nucleotides long. RefSeq lists its product as uncharacterized. The coding region runs from base 1 to 1488 and encodes 495 amino acids. The transcript has 4 exons. Lineage: Eukaryota; Metazoa; Cnidaria; Hydrozoa; Anthoathecata; Hydractiniidae. The record is from RefSeq and is a predicted model, not a curated record.
AUGACGUCAGUAUUUCAGGGCACCAUCGUGGAUGAAUUGCUGGAUACGAUGUUCGCGCAGAUGAAAACAAAUAUUGAAAAUGCCGCAUUACCCAAAUCUGGGUUUAGCAUCGGCCGCAUCAUACAUCUCGACGUGGACUUCCACAAGCUCAAGCUUACGAGAGGCUCCUCAUACAUUGAAGCACCAAAGUGGAUAGCCACUAAGAAGGCUACCAUUAAUCCACAGAACAAUGAUGAAGAGUGUUUUAAGUGGAGUAUCGUAGCAGCGCUACAUCAUGAGGAAAUAAAAUAUAAUCCAGAACGCAUAAGCAAGCUCCGACCAUAUGCGGAGCUGUAUAAUUGGGGGAAUAUAGAGUUUCAACAUCCAUCAAGGACAUCAACAAAUUUGAGCGGAACAAUCCCGAUAUUGCAAUCGGCAUUUAACGAACGUGAGAAGCAGGCUAAUUUGCUACUAAUCACCGAUGAGAAGAGGAACCAUUACUUAGCCAUCAAAAAUCUUUCAAGAUUAUUGGGACGUGAGAUAUCAAAAAACCAUGGCAAAAUGCACUUUUGCAUGAGUUGCUUACAGGGAUUUCAAACAGUGGAAUCCCGCGAUAAACAUUGUGCAUACUGCAAAGACAAUGAAGCGGUCAAAAUCACGAUGCCCAGCGAAAAGGAAAAGUGGUUAUAUUAUCAAGAUGGUCAGCAGCAAUUCAAAGUACCCUUCGUUAUAUACCCAUACUUUGAAAGCCUACUAAUCCCGAUGAAGGAAAAUGCUCGGGAUACUAAGACUAAGACUAAGACGCUGAAUAAGCAUGUAUCAGAACCCUUGUAUAAGUGCAGGGGUGAGGGAUGUGUAGAGUUAUUCGUUCAACACCUGGAGGAGGAGGUAAAAAGGCUUUACUCGCUGUUUCCCCAGAAGCCUAUGCUACCAUUAACGGAGGAGCAGAGGAAUGAAUAUGAUGAUGCGGAUACCUGCCAUAUAUGCAUGAAGCCGUUCAACGAUGAAAAUAGAAAGAUCAUUGUCAUUACACAGGGCUGUUUCGAUGAGCAGCCCACAAUACCUGCAAUCUUAAGCUAUGAUGCUCACUUUUUUAUCCGUGAAUUAGGGAAGAAGUACGACACUCAGGAUAUAGGAUGCAUCGCUGAGAACACGGAAAAGUACAUAUCGUUUAAUGCUAAAAUCAAGGUACCCAUUGCAGGUAUGGGGUAUGGUGACGGUGAAUUUUAUAAGAAGAUCGAGAUCAGGUUCAUUAACAGCUGUCGAUUUAUGGCAUCAAGCUUGGAGAAAUUGGCAAGCAAUCUCGUCGGUACAAACGCUGCGGGUAUGAAAUGUCAGCAGUGCGUAGAUACAUGUUUGGAAUUUCAGAGCAUUAACGCCGAGUAUGUGGCAAGCUUUUGGUGCAAGGCUUGUGACUCGAAUACCACGAAGAAGCUAGACAUAGAGCAGGUAAAGGCAAAUGUACCAGCCAUGACAAGGUUUAUCGACGGUGAUGAUUUCUCAGACUGA